GGGGGGGGGGGUGAUCGAAUGCGGCCAUACAAAGGGUGGUGUGUACGUCAUCGGUGGCUGAGCAUGAUGUUGACGGACAAGCGGGGGAGUCGAGGGCAAAGUAUAUAGGGAGGGGAAUUGUUCGCCACCAUCUCUCCUCCUCUUCUCCACCUCGCACUCGAUUGAUUCAACAUGGCCAACCUCAUCGAAGGACUCUACCACACCGUCCAAGGACUGCUCCAGAGCAUCUUUGCCGUCUUCCAAUCCUUCUUCAACGUUAUCUAUUCGUUCGUCCACGGUAUCAUCUCGCUUGUCUGGGGCGUGCUCGAGAGUGUGGCCGAGUUUGUCGGUGCUUCCGUCCACUUUGUCAUCUGUAAGUCCGCCAUCCCUCCUCCCAUCUUCCAUGACCCUUCUGUUUGCGCCAGAAGGUAGACAAGCUGACAUAGAAAAAAGCAAACAUUCUCAUCCUCGGUCUGCUCGGCCUCGGUUUCGUACUCUACAACGACCGAAACAAGCGCGGGACUAUUGGGAAUGACAUUAAGACUCACGCCCAUAACACCAGGCUUCAGGCCCAGAAGAAGGUCAAAUAAGCCCGCGUUUAGUAUCCAACUUGAGACCUCGGGGUGAGGCGUGGUCAAGGCGCAAGCGUGGCGAAGCGCUAGUAUUGAGCCUGGAAGGGGCGAGGCGAUGCGAGGGUUGUGGCGUAUGGUCGGUGAUUUUUAUAGAAAUGUGAAUAAGCCGCAAAUAUGUAUAAUAUCUUUCUGUGAUUUAGUGGAGAUGGAAAACGCAGAGUCGAAGAAUGCGUUGAGA
Messenger RNA from Cryptococcus amylolentus CBS 6039, 789 nucleotides. RefSeq lists its product as hypothetical. NCBI's taxonomy places the organism in Eukaryota, Fungi, Basidiomycota, Tremellomycetes, Tremellales, Cryptococcaceae. The record is from RefSeq and is a predicted model, not a curated record. The coding region runs from base 172 to 411 and encodes 79 amino acids. The transcript is spliced from 2 exons.